Molecule: messenger RNA, 612 nt
Organism: Prunus armeniaca (apricot)
Lineage: Eukaryota; Viridiplantae; Streptophyta; Magnoliopsida; Rosales; Rosaceae
Source: the annotation of a GenBank genome assembly
AUGGCCUUUUUCAAUGAGAAACUUAGUGAAGCUCGCCAAAAAUGGAGUACUUAUGAGCAAGAAUUUUAUGCUGUGAUUCGUGCUUUGAAACAGUGGGAGCACUACUUGGUGCAACGAGAAUUUGUACUCUAUACAAAUCACCAGGCCCUAAAGUUACUCCACAGUCAGAAAUCUGUGAGCAAGAUGCAUAUAAGGUGGAGUACCUUCAUGCAGAAAUUCCCUUUUGUGAUUAAACAUAAAUCAAGUACCCUUAAUCGUGUGGCAAAUGCUUUGAGCCGAAGAGCAAACAUGCUAGUUCCCAUGGCUCAAGAGAUUGUGGGAUUUGAGUUCUUGAAGGAGUUGAAGACUUUAAGGAGAUUUGACCUUCUUGAAGGAGAAGCUAAUUCGAGGUUUACAUGGAGGAAGCCUGAGUGGGCACUUGGGAAGAGACAAAACAAUUGCUGGCAUGGAGGAGUGAUAUUAUUGGCCACAAUUGAAAAAGGACGUGGGAAAGAUCGUGCAAAAGUGUUAUACUUGUCAGGACCUUUCUAUGGACUUCGCGUUGGGACUCCCCCAUACACAAAGGGGAGUCUCCAAGAUUGGACACUUUAUCGCGUGCAAGAAGAUGAAUGA